Cynoglossus semilaevis (tongue sole) is the source of this 4180-nucleotide messenger RNA. It is a transcript of the gene dennd2b, whose product is annotated as DENN domain containing 2B. The coding region runs from base 361 to 3738 and encodes 1125 amino acids. Lineage: Eukaryota; Metazoa; Chordata; Actinopteri; Pleuronectiformes; Cynoglossidae. Gene Ontology annotation, biological process: positive regulation of ERK1 and ERK2 cascade. The transcript is spliced from 20 exons. The record is from RefSeq and is a predicted model, not a curated record.
GGGGACAGAAAGGGAGGAGGCUGGAGGGAGGGAGGUGGGCAAAUCCUCAGCCUGAAGUGAAGAGAAGGGGGAGAAAAAACUGCCCAUCUCCGUGGCAUGGCAACAAGUCCUGCCUCCCCUCCUGUGAAAGAGGAGGCAGGCUGGAGUUUUUUUUUUAUUUUUUUCUUCUCGGUUUUUGUUGGAAAGACAUGAGUGGGAGUUUUUUGAGAAGCGCAGGUAUCCGGCACAACCAGCCAACCCGUUCCCAAGGCGUAAACCAAACAGGAUUUCUACUUCUGAGGGAUUAUAAUCUGAAAAAAAUGACAGCGGCCAUGGAUGUGAUCAGAAAGUCGGAGGUGAGUGGGUGGGCACGAGACCAAGAUGACAGCCAACAAGAGUGCGAAGGCUGUGCCUCGUGCAGGAGGAGGUAAAACUCCACGGGACGCCCCUGAAAGGUGCCGGUCCACAUCCCCGUGUCCUGUUCUCUCAGCCAGUCAGGGUCAUCCGCCUGUCUUCAGCGACAGUGAGAACUCUGGGAAACAGAGUAAGUACGUCCGCACAGACGGCAGGUUCCUGGUACGUGCUGGCUGGAACAGCAAGACAGCGAGCCUGUGCAGCAGUGCAAGACUCAACAGUGAUGGUAACUCCCAGGGCCGUCUGACCAAGUCAAAGAGCGUCAGCUGCCUGGACAACAGGCUGUCCAUCUAUAAGCCCCAAGAUCAAACCAAGGAGAAACAGGGAAACCAGGAAGACAAAGAAAAACAGAGGGAUUUCGUAGUUGGAAGUGGACUUAACAGUCGGCCAGUGACCUGGAGCACACUUUCACUUGGACCGUCUUCUGUUCAAAGUCACAAACGUACCCGUUCAGUAACUGGUGUACCCCCCACCACAAUUCGUAAAAAGAUCUCAGAAUGGGAGUGCAGGAGAGUGGCUCUGCCUAGGAUGAGCUUGUGUCUGGAUAAACGUGGAGGAGAGUGUGUGGGGGGCAGCGAGGGCUGCCCAAGUCUGCUCUCGUCUCCCUGCAGCGAGAAAACUUUUGACUUUAAGGGAGUUCGCAGGAUGAGCACGGCAUUUUCUGAAUGCUCUUUCUCGGAGGCCGAAGAAGGAGUUACAGACAAGGACAACCUGGGUCGCUUCCAGAAAAGGAUUAGUAAAACAGAAUCUUCUGGAACUUACGUACGUUCCCUGACGGCUCGGAAGGAGAAGUCGGCUGUCCUGAACAGGAUACAGAAGAUAGAGCAGGCUCUGAAGGAGAAUCCCAGUACACCCCCUCCACGGUAUCUGAGUAACUGUUAUGCGCCAAACCAAACAAGAAAGAAAUCUUUUGUGAUAGGAGACGACUUGGACAGCACAUGCACCAGUAAGCGCAGUAGCAUUUGCUCAGUGGCCACGGAGCCAGAUGUUGGGCCAGUGUUGGAUAAACUUUCCAAACACAGACAGAGGUUAAGUGUGAGCUCGGCUAGGUCUGCCAGCCCAGAACCACCUGGUCAACAGGAGCCUGCUACUACACCUGUUAAUCCGUUACCUAAACCCAAACGCACUUUUGAGUAUGACGCCAAACGAGACCCGAAGGACAUAAUGCCGGCCAAUGGAAUAUCUCCUGACAGAGUCCUUGAGUCUCCACCACCACUGCCCUCUACCCCUGCUCCCAGUACAACAUGGACGGCAAAGACCACCACAGGCAGCACACCCACUAAAGUCCAGAACAGGGAGUCUGGUGAGUCGGAGGACGCGAGUUCUCCAUCUUCUCAUUUGUCCUCACCUACAGAAAAUGGCAGACUGACCACAGACACAAAGACCCGGCCCAGUUCCAAAAGCACUUUAGAGGAGAAUGCCUAUGAGGACAUUGUAGAGAAGGAGAACCCAUACGAGGAUGUAGAUCUGAGGCGGAAAAGUAUGGGCCGGAAGUACUGUAUGUCAGAAAGCAGCAGAUCUUGGACAGCCCCAGGCAUCAUCCUAAACUCUCCACCUCAGUUACCAUCUAAACCCAGCAGCCAGUCACUCCGCCUGGUUGGUCAGAGCGAUGGAAAGAGCCAUCGGUUGUCACAAAUAUCUAAACGCUACAGCCACGACGAACUGCUGCUUCAUCCUCAGCUGGGUGUAUCAUCAUCACCCUGUGGUCUGCUGGAUGACACCCUCUGUAGCACUAGUGACUCCCUGGGCACACACAGGCACUGGAAGAUUCCUAAGCUGGUUCAGAGGAUCAACUCCAUCUACUCCACCAAACGUGGGAAGAAGAGGCUGAAGAAACAGUCUAUGUCCAAUGUGGAGACUGCAUCACUGAGAGAUGACAACAGUGAGAGUGAGAGUGACUCUGACGACAGGUUCAAAGCUCACACGCAGCGGCUGUUGAAACUGCAGUCCAUCCUUCGACAAGCCCCCAGCUACCGCACACUGGAGCUGCAACUCAUCGAGUGGCAGGAGAGAGAGCUCUUUGAAUACUUUGUGGUUGUUUCGUUGAAGAAGAAACCCAGCAAAAACUCUUAUUCCCCUGAGGUCUCCUAUCAGUUCCCUAAGUUAGAGAGGCCCACCAAGCAGAUGAGGGAGGCAGAACAGAGGCUCAAAGCUAUUCCUCAGUUCUGCUUUCCAGAUGCCAAAGACUGGAGCCCUGUCUCUGAGUACAGCAGCGAGACCUUCUCCUUCAUGUUGACUGGGGAGGAUGGCAGCAGGAGGUUCGGGUACUGCAGACGCCUGCUGCCCACUGGAAAAGGACCUCGUCUUCCAGAGGUGUACUGUGUCAUCAGCAGACUGGGCUGCUUUGACUUGUUCUCUACAAUCCUAGAUGAGGUUGAGAGGAGAAGAGGCAUCUCAGCAGCUCUGGUCUACCCCUUCAUGAGGAGCCUGAUGGAGUCGCCCUUCCCAGCACCAGGGAAGAUUAUCAAAGUCAAGACCUUCCUGCCUGGAGCAGGAAAUGAGGUCAUUGAGCUGAGACGGCCCACUGACUCCAGGCUGGAGCAUGUGGAGUUUGACAGUCUGUUCAAAUGCCUUAGUGUACGCCAGGUGAUACGAGUGUUUGCAUCUCUGCUUCUGGAGCGAAGAGUCAUCUUUGUGGCUGAUAAACUCAGCACCUUGUCCAGCUGCAUGCAUGCAGUGGUGGCCUUACUGUACCCCUUCUCCUGGCAACACACCUUCAUCCCAGUGCUGCCAGGGUCGAUGUUGGACAUCGUCUGCUGUCCCACUCCAUUCCUGGUGGGACUGCUGUCCAGCUCUGUGCCCAAACUUAAAGAGUUACCCGUAGAAGAAGCUUUGAUGGUCGACCUUGGAACUGAUCGGUUCAUUCGACAGAUGGACGAUGAGGCAUCACUGUUGCCCAGGAAACUUCAAGCAGCCCUUGAGCAAGCGCUGGAGCAGAGGAAUGAUAUCAUCAACCAGGACUCCGACAGCGAAUCGGACGAAGAGUACAACUCCCUGAACAGCCUGGUGUCUGAGGCCUUCAUUCGCUUUUUCCUGGAAACCAUUGGACAUUAUUCCCUGUUUAUCACUCAGAAUGAGCGCGGGGAGCGAAUUUUCCAAAGGGAGGCCUUCCGCAAGUCUGUGGCAUCGAAAAGCAUCCGCCGUUUCCUUGGCGUCUUCAUGGAAUCUCAGAUGUUUGCAGGCUUCGUUCAGGAUCGAGAGCUGAGGAAAACCCGGGCUAAAGGUCUUUUUGAGCAGAGGGUGGAGCAAUAUCUGGAGGAGCUUCCAGACACGGAGCAGAGUGGAGUUAAUAAGUUUCUGAAAGGCCUUGGAAACAAAAUGAGGUUCCUCCACAAAAAGAGCUAAAGCAGUCCUCGCUCCUGUCUUUCGUCUCUCAUCGAGGUGAGGACGUGACGUCUCAACCGCAGCAUCGUGAUUCUCACCCUCUUCAAUGGAAAAGUGUACAUAAUCUUUAACUGUAAAUUGGCUGUGAUCGUCCUCAUCACGUGUGUAUAGCGUUGUGUGAGUUAGUGACAGCGGGUUCGGUACGUGACCAAUGAGCUGUAGAGAAACCACUGUGCCUGUGAGGAGUGUUACCAGGGUGUGUGAGUGUCUGUUAGUCAUGUGGGCAUCCAUUGUACAGUUCCUAUGUAUUCAUGUUUCUGUUUUUGUAUUUUCAACAAUUCACAACUGUGUUGUCGUCUGUUAGAGAAGUGUAAAACUUACAUCAAGCACCAAGACAAUGAAGAAAAUGAUUGUAACUCUUCAUAGAGUCUUUUGCAAUAUUUUAUUAAAAACUUUAAAAACA